AUGAACCCGCCGCCUCCGCCGUACACCAACGUCCCGCCGCCUGCGUACACGUACACUUCGGCGAGCAUGCACAUCCAGACCCAAGUGACCAUGUCCGCGGCCUCCGCGCCGUCGGGUCCGCCGGCCAAGGUCGGCGAGAUCAAGCUAUGGGAUACGCCCAAGGAACGACGCAUGUACGAAGACCUCUCGGACCUCUAUGCAAUCAUCAAGACCACGGAGCAUCUCGAGACAGCGUAUGUCCGUGACGCCAUUUCGCCCGACGCGUACACAGAAGCAUGCACAAAGCUCAUUUCGCAGUACAAGACGACCGAAACCGCGCUGCGCAACGCGGGGCACCUCGUCUCCAUCGACUCGUUCUUGACACAUUAUCGCCUCGACUGCCCGCGCGCGAUUGAGCGCCUUGUGCGCCUCGGCGUGCCCGCGACCGUUGUGCACAACACGACGAGCAGUAGUUCCGACACGGUCAACGUCGCUCAAACGGUGCAACACUGCAUCACGCUGUCCGACUACCUCAAGCUCAACGUGCGCGCUGUGGACGAGAUCCAGCCGCUAUUGAGCGAGUGCAUGUCGAGUCUCUCCAAGGUCAAUGGCCUUCCGCCAACGUUCGAGGGCCGGCUCAAGCUAGAGCAAUGGCUCCGCGUCCUCAACGCCAUGCGUGCGUCGGACGAGCUCGACGACGACCAGAUCCGUCAAAUGAGCUUUGACCUCGAGCGCGCCUACACGGGCUUCAUGGCCUUCCUCAACAACCCCAAGCAAUAG
Messenger RNA from Saprolegnia diclina VS20, 759 nucleotides. RefSeq lists its product as hypothetical. Gene Ontology annotation, molecular function: protein-containing complex binding. Bases 1 to 759 code for a protein of 252 amino acids. The record is from RefSeq and is a predicted model, not a curated record. Gene Ontology annotation, biological process: protein transport to vacuole involved in ubiquitin-dependent protein catabolic process via the multivesicular body sorting pathway. The transcript has 5 exons. Gene Ontology annotation, cellular component: ESCRT I complex. NCBI's taxonomy places the organism in Eukaryota, Oomycota, Saprolegniomycetes, Saprolegniales, Saprolegniaceae.